ACAAAAAAUGAACGCCGAGCCACAUGACUUCCGUGAUCACAAAGCGCAUAUAAAAUGGACUCAAGAACGAGAAGCUUAUCGUGCAAGUAUUCCAUUGAUCCCACAAGAUAUGUCUGGCGGUUCUCGUGGUCAAACAGCUUCUACAACAGCUCUCCAGAAGGCACUCAAUAAUCCACUUGUACCUCUUGGAAUGCUUGCCACUACUGGAUGCCUUAUUGGAAUGAUGGUUGCCACAUUGCGUCGAAGUUCCCGUGGUGCUCAAUACUUCAUGCGUGGACGUGUAGUUGCUCAAGGAUUCACUGUCGCUGCUCUUGUGGGAGGAGCUGUGAUGUUUGGAAUCGGUGCACCCACAGAAGCGGCUCUGCGAGCUCCUGGGAAGGGUCAAGCUAAUAUUGUUUCACUGACUCCGCCGCCAGCGGUUCCUCAGAAUAAUUCUGCUUAACUUUUGAUUCAUAAAAUGUUCUAGUUCUCGUCUGUUCUAAAAUAUCAUAACUAUACUAGACAGACCAUGUAUGUAGAUUUUGAGGAAAUCAUCAAAAUAAAUUUCCCAAAAAGUGAAAUACAAUUUUGAUUCUAAUGAAGAUGAAGAUGUGUU
Messenger RNA from Caenorhabditis elegans, 595 nucleotides. RefSeq names its product HIG1 domain-containing protein (gene T20D3.6). Gene Ontology annotation, cellular component: mitochondrial membrane. The transcript has 3 exons. The coding region runs from base 8 to 442 and encodes 144 amino acids. The record is from RefSeq and is marked reviewed. Lineage: Eukaryota; Metazoa; Nematoda; Chromadorea; Rhabditida; Rhabditidae.